AUGCUGGCGCCCUUCACCGAGCGUCCAGGUGCUUCCGCGCUACAGCGAGGUGACGGCGACAUUGUAAAUAACAUGCAUGAGCCCGACCCGGAGCUGCUGGCCGGCGAGAGUGCAGAGUACGAGACAGAAGACAGCGUUGUGUCCCCCAUCCCCAUGGGGCCGCCAUCCCCCUUCCCCACCAGCGAGGACUUCACCCCCAAGGAGGGCUCGCCGUACGAAGCCCCCGUCUACAUUCCUGAGGACAUUCCCAUCCCACCAGACUUUGAGCUCCGAGAGUCCUCCAUCCCAGGCGCAGGCCUGGGGAUCUGGGCCAAGAAGAGGAUGGAGAUCGGGGCGAGGUUUGGCCCUUACAUGGGGGCACCCCGGGCCACGUGGAAGGAGGCAGACUUUGGAUGGGAGCACAUGCUGACCGAUACAGAAGUGUCGUCCCAGGAGGGCUGCAUCCAAAAGCAGAUCUCCGAAGACCUGAGCACUGAGAGGCUCUGCAUGGAUGCUGGUCAGGCAGGCUCCGGCAGCUGGCUCAAGUACAUCCGGGUGGCAUGCUCCUGCGAUGACCAGAACCUCACCAUGUGCCAGAUCAACGAGCAGAUUUAUUAUAAAGUCAUCAAGGACAUUGAGCCUGGGGAAGAGCUGCUGGUGCACGUGAAGGAAGGCGCAUACUCCCUGGGGACGGUGCCCCCCAGUCUGGAUGAGGAACCCACGUUCCGCUGUGACGCCUGUGACGAGCUCUUCCAGUCCAAGCCGGACCUGCGGCGCCAUAAGAAGUACGCGUGCGGCUCCGUGGGGGCCCCGCUCUGUGAGGGCCUGGGUGACGGGCUCAAGCCAGAGGGGCUCGGCGGCGGGGGCGGCGACGAGCAAGCCCAUGAGUGCAAGGACUGUGAGCGGAUGUUCCCCACCAAGUACAGCCUGGAGCAGCACAUGGUUGUGCACACAGAGGAACGGGAGUACAAGUGUGACCAGUGUCCCAAGGCCUUCAACUGGAAGUCCAACCUCAUCCGCCACCAGAUGUCGCAUGACAGCGGCAAGCGCUUCGAAUGUGAGAACUGCGUGAAGGUGUUCACCGACCCCAGCAACCUGCAGCGCCACAUCCGCUCCCAGCACGUAGGAGCCCGGGCUCACGCCUGCCCUGACUGCGGGAAGACGUUCGCCACGUCCUCGGGCCUCAAGCAGCACAAGCACAUUCACAGCACCGUCAAACCUUUCAUAUGUGAGGUCUGCCACAAGUCCUACACGCAGUUCUCCAACCUGUGCCGGCACAAGCGGAUGCACGCCGACUGCCGCACGCAGAUCAAGUGCAAGGACUGCGGGCAGAUGUUCAGCACUACCUCCUCCCUCAACAAGCACCGACGUUUCUGUGAGGGCAAGAACCAUUACACGCCGGGCGGCAUCUUCGCCCCAGGCCUGCCCUUGACCCCCAGCCCCAUGAUGGACAAGGCGAAGCCCGCCCCCAACCUCAACCACGCCAGCCUGGGCUUCAACGAGUACUUCCCGUCCAGGCCGCACCCGGGCAGCCUGCCCUUCUCGGCAGCGCCCCCCGCCUUCCCCGCGCUCGCUCCGGGCUUCCCCAGUCUCUUCCCCCCGUCCCUGUACCCCCGGCCACCUUUGCUACCUCCCACGCCGCUGCUCAAGAGCCCCCUAAACCACACCCAGGACGCCAAGCUCCCCAGCCCCCUGGGGAACCCGGCGCUGCCCCUCGUCUCUGCUGUGGGCAACAGUGGCCAGGGCACCACGGCCGCCGCAGGGCCUGAGGACACGUUCGAGCGUCGCCUGGGGGACUCCUACACUGAGAAGCUCAAGACGAGGGGCAGCGACAUGUCGGACGGCAGUGACUUCGAGGACGUCAACACCACGACGGGGACCGACCUGGACACGACCACAGGCUCGGGCUCGGACCUGGACAGCGACGCGGACAGCGACCGGGACAAGGCCAAGGACAAGAGCAAGGCGGCGGAGGGCAAGCCCGAGUGCGGCGGCGGCGGCGCGGCGCCCCCGGGGGCCCCGGACGGCGCGGGCGAGGUGCCGGUCUUCUUCCCGCCGCACGCCUUCUUCCCGCCGCCCGAAGAGCAGCUGCUGACGGCCCCAGGCGCCGCGGGCGACUCCAUCAAGGCCAUCGCCUCCAUCGCCGAGAAGUACUUCGGCCCCGGCCUCGUGGGCAUGCAGGAGAAGAAGCUGGGCUCGCUGCCCUACCACUCCGUCUUCCCCUUCCAGUUCCUGCCCAACUUCCCCCCAGCCCUCUGCCCCUUCGCGGACCGCUCCCUCGCCCACAACUUGCUGGUCAAGGCCGAGCCAAGGUCGCCCCGGGACGCCCUCAAGGGGGGCGGCCCCAGCGCCGAGUCCCCCUUUGACCUCACCACCAAACCAAAAGAGGCCAAGCCCGUGCUGCCCGUGCCCAAGGCGCCCCCGGCCCCGGUGUCCGGAGAGGAGCAGCCGCUGGACCUGAGCAUCGGCAGUCGCGUCCGAGCUGGCCAGAACGGAGGGGGGCGGGAGCCCCGCAAGAACCACAUCUACGGGGAGCGCAAGCUGGGGGCCGGGGAGGGGCUGCCCAAGGCGUGCCCGGCACAGCUGCCCCAGCAGCCGGCCCUGCACUACGCCAAGCCUUCACCCUUCUUCAUGGACCCCAUCUACAGGGUAGAGAAGCGGAAGGUGACGGACCCCGUGGGAGUCCUGAAGGAGAAGUACCUGCGGCCGUCCCCACUGCUCUUCCACCCCCAGAUGUCAGCCAUCGAGACCAUGACGGACAAGCUGGAGAGCUUCGCGGCCAUGAAGGCAGACUCGGGCAGCUCCCUGCAGCCCCUCCACCACCACCCCUUCAACUUCCGGUCCCCGCCCCCCACGCUCUCGGACCCCAUCCUCAGGAAGGGCAAGGAGCGCUACACUUGCAGGUACUGUGGCAAGAUCUUCCCCCGAUCAGCAAACCUCACGAGACACCUGAGGACGCACACCGGGGAACAGCCAUACAGGUGUAAGUACUGCGACCGCUCCUUCAGCAUCUCCUCCAACCUCCAGCGGCAUGUACGGAACAUCCACAACAAGGAGAAGCCCUUCAGAUGCCACCUGUGCAACCGCUGCUUCGGGCAGCAAACCAACCUGGACCGGCACCUCAAGAAGCACGAGCACGAACAUGCUCCAGUGAGCCAGCACUCCGGGGUCCUCACAAACCACCUGGGGACCAGUGCCUCCUCCCCCACCUCCGAGUCAGACAACCAUGCACUUUUAGAUGAGAAAGAAGACUCCUAUUUCUCUGAAAUCAGAAACUUUAUUGCCAAUAGCGAGAUGAACCAAGCAUCAACACGAACGGACAAACGGCCCGAGGCCCGGGACCGGGACGGCAGCUCUCAGUGUGCGGGCAUGGCUGGCAGGAAGCCGGAGGAUGCCGAGGAGGAGGAGGAGGAGGAGGAACUGGAGGAGGAGGAAGAUGACAGUCUGGCGGGGAAGUCCCAGGAUGGCGCCGCGUCCCCCACGCCCGAGCCCCAGGGGCCCUAUGAGGAUGAGGACGAGGAGCCACCCACCUCCCUGGCCGUGGGCUUCGAACACCCCCGAAGGUGUAUUGAGGAGCAACCAGGCGGCCUGUUAGCUUUGGAGCCGAUGCCGACUUUUGGGAAGGGGCUGGAUCUCCGCAGAGCAGCUGAGGAAGCAUUUGAAGUUAAAGAUGUGCUUAAUUCCACCUUAGAUUCUGAGACUUUAAAGCAGACACUGUACAGGCAGGCUAAGAACCAGGCGUAUGCAAUGAUGCUGUCCCUUUCCGAGGACGCUCCUCUCCACACCUCCUCCCAGAGCCCUCUGGACGCUUGGUUGAACAUCACAGGAGCCACGCCGGAGUCCGGAGCCUUUAACCCCAUCAACCACCUCUGA
Messenger RNA from Odobenus rosmarus divergens (Pacific walrus), 3852 nucleotides. It is a transcript of the gene PRDM16, whose product is annotated as PR domain containing 16. Gene Ontology annotation, molecular function: histone H3K9 methyltransferase activity; protein binding. The record is from RefSeq and is a predicted model, not a curated record. Bases 1 to 3852 code for a protein of 1283 amino acids. NCBI's taxonomy places the organism in Eukaryota, Metazoa, Chordata, Mammalia, Carnivora, Odobenidae. The transcript is spliced from 18 exons. Gene Ontology annotation, cellular component: nucleus.